This is a messenger RNA of Pelmatolapia mariae (spotted tilapia), 762 nucleotides long. Its product is annotated as von Willebrand factor A domain-containing protein 5A-like. The transcript has 4 exons. The coding region runs from base 1 to 417 and encodes 138 amino acids. The record is from RefSeq and is a predicted model, not a curated record. Lineage: Eukaryota; Metazoa; Chordata; Actinopteri; Cichliformes; Cichlidae.
AUGUCUUUAUUUCUUCUCUUUGUUUAUCUUGAACGUUUUUCCUCAGAAGCUUCACAAGAUUUUCCAGCUGCUGUGCCUGAGCAGCCACCCAGAGACCCUUUGCUGCAGUUAGUCUCCCUGCAGGAGGCGUCUGGCUGCUGGCUGCUUGAUCCAGCUCUGGCUGCUGCACUGGGAAAGACCGACGAGGAGGUGGAAAAGUCAAAGCCUGAAAAGGCCAGCAGUGAAGUGUGGGCCACCAUCCUGGCUCUGAUCUGGCUUCAUGGUUUCAAGAUGGAUGCAAAGGACGAGUGGGAGCUUCUGGCUGUGAAGGCUGCCUCAUGGCUCCAAGCUCACAAAGCAUUGUGUGUGUCAGAGUGUGUGGAUGCUGGAAAUGUCCUGCUGGGUUGCAGCGUGAAGAAAGAAGCUCUGGGACUCUGAGGGUUUUCUUAAAGUGACUUCACCUUCAGCACUGUUAAGCAGAAGGAUACUGACUUACACUAUACUGUGUUGCUGUCUUUAGUCUGACCCUUUAAUUGUUAUAAAAUCAUUAUUUUCCUUGAAUCCAAAUUGGUAUUUAACAUUGGAUUUAACACUGUAACACGUGUCUGCAGAAUUAUCUGAAUACUCCAAACACACUUUCUGACAUCUACUGUAGAAGCUCAGUCAGAAGGUGUUUUCAUUCUUUCUCUUCCACUAGAUGUGAUUGACUUGUUUCAUUCUCACUAACACAACCUCCUGUCAAAUGUUGCUGACUCAACACUAAUAAAACACAUGAUUUGGUAA